This is a messenger RNA of Caenorhabditis bovis, 495 nucleotides long. The record is from the annotation of a GenBank genome assembly. NCBI's taxonomy places the organism in Eukaryota, Metazoa, Nematoda, Chromadorea, Rhabditida, Rhabditidae.
AUGGCAACGGCGAGCGAUCGCGCGCGCACACCAACAACUAUGCUCACGUGGAGCGCCUCAACCCACCAAAAUUCGAUAGCGUCGACGAAUCAAGGCUCGCGAGCCGCCGAGGUGUUUCUCGAUUCGUGGAACGCCGCUGUCUAUGAGUGUCAGCCGAUCAAAGACGGUCAACUCGACGACGAGGCCAAAUUGUGGCGGUCGAAAUUCGCGCACCUUCGACUCAUCGGCAAGCCGAUUGGAAAUUGCUCGAAGAGCGUUGUUAGGUCGGCUCCACAGAACAAAUCGGCGUCGUCGAAGAGCGCGUCCAUCAUCAGGGACCAUCGCGAUUGCUCAUUGCCGCGUCUCGAACACCCGAAAAAGGUGGUUCCGAUUUCAGCGGUAUUGUCUCGUCGAAUUCUUGAGGAUCCUCAAAUCGAUCCAACGUGGUCCCUUCAGAAUUCGAGGAGCUACUCGCUUUCAAUUCUAUUUGAUGGCAUCGCUCACGUGAUUCCAUAA